AUGGCUUAUAACGGCAAGAGCUCUUCUCUAGCUGGCUCAGGCUUUAAAGUAGAAGAUUAUUUAACCACUUUCUUAACCGCCAUUACUUCGAAUAAUGCCCAACUUCUAAUUGAUUGUGUUAGUAUAUACCCUAAUAAUCCACCGGGAGAUAUAAGAGCAAAUCUUGUUGUCAAUGAGUUUGAUUUCGGCUACUUGCCAGAAAAGUAUCGACCAGUGGCUUUAGCACAUUUUGAAGUCAUGAGAGCCAUCCACAAGAAGAAGAACUUACAAGAUGUAUUUGUUCAAUUGAUAAAGUUAACUGAUUGUACCAUUAAGGCAGCAGAAACAGAAGAUAGUUGGAUAAACCCUGUUGUUAUUCAUUUAUGCGAGACUUUAGUCACGACGCUUGGUGUACGGAAUAGAAUGGCUCAAAGAGAUAAUAAUAAGAAGAGUGUAAAAGGUUCUAGUAUAACUGCUAAUUGUGAAUUGGUAGUAACAACCAUAAACAAAGCUCUCAAACAAGCAUUAUCCGAUAAAAACUCCGACUUGAAAACAAGUAAAAGAAAUGAUAUAUAUUUCUUUGCGGGAUGUCUAAUUAAACUUUAUUUCAAAUUGGGUAAAUAUGAACUUGCACAAUCCAUUGAAAGAGCUAUUCAUGGAACAAGAUUCCCUAUUCCAAAUAUAAGAGAUUAUCAGUUUAAAAAGUAUUCUGUGAUUUAUUUAUACUACACUGCACUUUUAGCACUUGAUGCAAAUGAAUUGAAUAAGGCUCAAGAUAAUUUAAGUUUAGCCUUUCAUCUUAUCACCUUUUACAAAUCAAAACCCAAACCUUCCAAUAAGCAAACCAUGAGAAUCCUCCUUUUACUUAUACCGUUAUCAUUGCUUAAUAAUCGUUUACUUCCUGCUGAAAGAGUAUACCAAGAUUAUCCAGUGAUUAAAUAUAUUUUUCAAGACCGUUUAUUGAAGGCUAUUUGCACUGGUGAUAUUCAACUCUUUGAUAAAUCUAUCAAUGAAUUCCAAUUGCUAUUUCUAAGAAACCAUAUCUACAUUUUGGUGCCUGGUUUACGUUCCUUGUGUUACUACAAAUUAAUAAAGAAGACAGCUAUGUUAGUGAAAGAGCUUAAUCUUGACUCUGCUUCUAGUCAUAUUGUUCCCCUCAAUGCCUUUCAAAAGUCUAUUUCAUUUGCAUCAUCCUCCUCCAAAACUUCAAAUGUCGUUGGUGUAGAGGUUCCGUUGGCUGAGAUUGAAUGUAUAUUAGCCAACUUAAUAUUUGAUGGAAAGGUCAAAGGCUAUUUGUCUCAUACUAACAAAUGCAUUGUUCUUUCAAAAGUUGAUGGGUUUCCAAAAACAUUGAUCAAAUAA
Molecule: messenger RNA, 1341 nt
Organism: Lizanozyma spartinae
Lineage: Eukaryota; Fungi; Ascomycota; Pichiomycetes; Serinales; Debaryomycetaceae
Gene: CSN12
Exons: 1
Coding region: 1-1341 (446 amino acids)
Biological process (GO): poly(A)+ mRNA export from nucleus; transcription elongation by RNA polymerase II; post-transcriptional tethering of RNA polymerase II gene DNA at nuclear periphery
Cellular component (GO): transcription export complex 2
Molecular function (GO): double-stranded DNA binding; RNA binding
Source: RefSeq, a predicted model, not a curated record